AUCCGUCGCGGGGCCCCGUGACUUCAACUCCCUCCUCGCGAGGCCUCGCCGCCUGGGGGAUCUGAGUCUUUGGUUGGGACUCCAUCUUCGUCCUCUGCCCCUCGCCCGUCUCUCUCAGGCUCUCGUGACGGUCACCCCUGCCCGCCUGCCUCACGCUGCACAACAUGCAGCCAGCAGACCUCGAGGGUCCCCGCGGACUCGGCGUGCGUCUUCUGCUGCGUCUGCUGCUCGUGCUGCUCCUGCUGCCGCCACAGCCUGUAACUCGCGCCCAGACCACGCCAGGCGCCCCGAGCGCCCCGACCACGCCGGGCACCCUCACCACGCCGGGUGCCCCCACCACGCCGGGCACCCUCACCACGCCGGGUGCCCCCAGCACCCAGAACCUGCGAGAGCGCGCGCGGGCGCUGAUGCGGGACUUCCCGCUCGUGGACGGCCACAACGACCUGCCCCUGAUCCUGAGGCAGUUUUCCCAGAACGGGCUACAGGAUGUCAACCUGCGCAAUUUCAGCCAUGGCCAGACCAGCCUGGACAGGCUUAGAGAGGGCCUCGUGGGCGCCCAGUUCUGGUCGGCCUACGUCCCAUGCCAGACUCAGGACCGGGAUGCCGUGCGCCUCACCCUGGAGCAGGUUGACCUCAUUCACCACAUGUGUGCCUCCUACCCCGAGCUGGAGCUUGUGACCUCAGUUAAAGCUCUUAACAAUACCCGGAAAUUGGCCUGCCUCAUUGGUGUGGAGGGAGGCCACUCACUGGACAAUAGCCUCUCCAUCUUGCGUGCCUUCUAUGUGCUGGGAGUGCGCUACCUGACGCUCACCCACACCUGCAACACGCCCUGGGCAGAGAGCUCAGCUAAGGACAUCCACCCCUUCUACAAUAAUGUCAGCGGGCUGACCAGCUUUGGAGAGAAGGUGGUGGCAGAAAUGAACCACCUGGGCAUGAUGGUAGACUUGUCCCAUGUCUCGGAUGCUGCGGCACGGCGCGCCCUGGAAGUGUCACAGGCACCUGUGAUCUUUUCCCACUCGGCUGCCCGGGGUGUGUGCAACAAUGCUCGGAAUGUUCCUGAUGACAUACUGCAGCUUCUGAAAAAGAAUGGUGGCAUCGUGAUGGUGUCCUUGUCCAUGGGAGUGCUGCAGUGCAACCCGUUAGCCAAUGUGUCCACUGUAGCAGAUCACUUUGACCACAUCAAAGCAAUCAUCGGAUCCGAGUUCAUCGGGAUCGGCGGAGAUUACGAUGGGGCCGGCCAGUUCCCUCAGGGGCUGGAGGAUGUGUCCAAAUACCCAGUACUGAUAGAGGAGUUGCUGAGACGUGGCUGGAGUGAGGAAGAGCUUCAGGGUGUCCUUCGUGGCAACCUGCUGCGGGUCUUCGGACAAGUGGAACAGGUACGGGAGGAAAACAAGUGGCAAAGCCCCUUGGAGGACAAGUUCCCAGAUGAGCAGCUGGACAGUGCUUGCCACUCUGUCCUCCCGGGUCGGCAUCAGAGACAAUCACUGAUUUCAGACCAGAAACUAACCAGGAUUCCAACACAUCAGACACCCAGGCUAUUAUCCAAGUGGUCACUAUCAAAGUCCUCCCCCAACCCAGCCCUAGGCCUUACAGUUGUUGCCACUUUCCCAGUCCUUAUCCUGUGGCUCUUUUGUCCCAGUUAGUCCUGCCAGAUAUCACUGUGGCAGCCAGGUACACCCCACAAUGUUGCCCUGUUGUACAGGCACAAUCAUUUCCUGAAAAUAAAUGUUUUGGACAUGGAA
Molecule: messenger RNA, 1742 nt
Organism: Propithecus coquereli (Coquerel's sifaka)
Lineage: Eukaryota; Metazoa; Chordata; Mammalia; Primates; Indriidae
Product: dipeptidase 2-like
Exons: 10
Coding region: 165-1643 (492 amino acids)
Biological process (GO): proteolysis
Molecular function (GO): metallodipeptidase activity
Source: RefSeq, a predicted model, not a curated record